Molecule: messenger RNA, 1732 nt
Organism: Electrophorus electricus (electric eel)
Lineage: Eukaryota; Metazoa; Chordata; Actinopteri; Gymnotiformes; Gymnotidae
Product: akirin-2
Biological process (GO): positive regulation of innate immune response; positive regulation of transcription by RNA polymerase II
Cellular component (GO): nucleus; chromatin
Molecular function (GO): transcription coregulator activity
Source: RefSeq, a predicted model, not a curated record
UAAGCGACAAGUGUAAUGGGGAAAAUGGUGUCUUAAAAGAUAAACAACUAGCUAGUGAAUUUGCUAUUUUGCGUAUAUUGUUAAAACCGUUGUCGUUGUGACAAAAAAAUACUUCCUUGGUUACAGAAGUUAAUUACCUCAUCAGAGACCAAAACGAGAAGAAGCUCUCAGUUUUACUGCAAGCGAACAGAAAUUGCUUUAUUUUUUCAAAGGUAAAAUGAAUAACGAUAGCUAAAUUAGCUAGGGUUAGCAACCUUAAAAAGCGACUAAAAGGCCAUUUGGCCGGCUAGCUCAGCUGGCGUUAAGUUAGAUAUCUAGCUAGCUAGCUGUCGGUUUGCUAAGCAGUGUUGUGAGUUGCGACUUGCUUUUCGGGGGCUUGCCAGAGAGCUAUUCAUGUCAAAAGGACAUUUCAUUUUGUCCACUAUUUUAUUCAGAUAUUGCUCUGUUACGGAUUUUAAACGUUUCUGAUAUCGCUACAAUGGCGUGUGGAGCUACUUUAAAAAGGACAAUGGAUUUCGAUCCUUUGAUGAGUCCCACAUCGUCGAAAAGAAGGAGAUGUGCUCCAGUAUCACCCUCUUCAUCCCCUAGAAAAUACCUACGCAAUGAACCUUCGCCUUUUGGAGAGGUCUCGGCAAGACUCACAACAGGUUUGCAUCAAGCCACUGAGCAAAUCCUGCACAACAUAAAACAAGAGUAUAAGCGCAUGCAGAAGCGUAAACAUUUGGAUGGAAGUUUUCAACAAACGGAGGCUUCCUGUUCUCUUGUGUCUCAGUCUCAGGCAUCUAUUUUGAGUGGAUCCAGCUUUCCAGAGGCAUCCACUGGAACUGUUUCACCUACACGCAGAGAACAGCCACUGUUUACUUUAAGACAGGUCGGAAUGAUAUGCGAGCGUCUUUUGAAAGAACGUGAAGAUAAAGUCAGGGAGGAAUAUGAGGAGAUCCUGACUUCAAAGUUGGCAGAACAAUAUGACACCUUUGUGAAGUUUACGCAUGACCAACUAAUGCAGCGGUUUGAGGAGCAGCCUGCUAGCUAUGUAUCUUGAGAACAACCCAGCUCUAAGUCAAGAUGCUAUUGGACUUCUACUGCUGCAGUUAAAUGUUCACUGAUAACACCUGGUCUAAAUUAAAACAGCUAUAGUGACAUUCAUGCUGACAGAAGCUGCCUUUAGAAUUUGUCAGUAAAUAUUAUUGUUCCUUGUGAACCUGGGUGCUUCCUCUUGUAAAUGUAUACGGACCUUUCAUGUCUGUUAUUCUACCAGUGGCCUACUUAUAAUCUAUACCAUGAGCCUUCUCUCACACAUUUUUCUCGCAUUCCUGGAUAGUUUUUAUGACUAGUUUAUGACUGAUUAGUACAGAGUACCAUGUUAUUUUCUGAACAGACGUUUCACAUCUGGACAACAAAUCUGAAAGAUUCAGUACUUCUUUGGCAGUAUUUCACAAUUCCAUGCUUGGAAACUGUUUACUACAGUUUAGUGUUUUUCUUUGCUUAACACAGCUGAUGUAUUAAACACUUUCAUGAGCCAAAUCAGAUGGGUUUUGAAUAAGGAGAAGCCUAAACGUGUUGAUGCCGAGGUACUCCAGGAUUGGGAUUGGGAAACACUGCCUUGCGCUGUAUAAUGAGCUAAUGAACUGUUGCCAUACUUCAUAUCUUUUUGUUUCUCUUUACUAUGUAUUGAUAGACCGAUCCAAACAUUAAAAGCAUUUUAGUAAUAAAGACUUGUGUAUACACAACA